AUGUCCACCCUCAUGAUGACUGCGACGUUUCCCGAUCCUACUGAAGACCCUGACCAAGACAUUCCAGCUCUACUAGAGUGUCUCACCACAUGCAUACGGUCUACCCUCAGGCCUACUCCAGUCAUAUCCUACGAUAGGAUAACAGGAGCAAUUACCGCGACCCCACAACAGCAUUCGUUCCUGCCGGACGACAUCGCAGAAGGCAAUUACCAUCUGUUGUUUAAAGUGACGGAUCAGGAUGCGUUGCAAGUAACGGCUGUGGGCUACUCGACUCUGCCCAACAAUCCAGGUCCAAUCAACAACUCGUGGAGUCUGGAGAACUACGGUCCAUACUAUGCGAAUUGCAAACUUCUGAUUGAAUCGGUGAUUGAAUCGACUGUCAUCAAACGCUACGAAGAGCUCGGUGCAGCGAAGCAAUUCCAAGACAACAGUCGAAGGACAUACUAUAGGAUGCUUUCGGAGAGGCAAACGUCCGUUCCAGAUCUACAGGAACUCAUCAUCCAGGUUCACAGAGCACCAGAUGUGUCCGGCUCACAGAGAGCAGACACCGCAUCCCACUACAGUUCGAUGGGUUCAGGAGCUGCAACUGCAACUUCUGGUCAAUACCCCGCCUCAAGUCGCUCCGGACCCGGAACAGGGACGUCCAAUGUGUAUGCUACCUCGAACCCAUCCUCAGGAAACUCCAACAACCGCGCACCGAGAUGUCGCAAUUCUUUCGUCUUCACGCCUAUUGCACCUGACCUAGGGUCAUCCGUGACUGAUUAUCCUGGCGUAUGGGCGGACCCGUCAAGUACAGGCCAUACGAAUGUCGGCAAUUUCGACAUAUAUUGUUAUGGGAGAACCGAGAACGUCGAUCAUGCUGGUGACAAAACAGCUAUAUAUACGCUGCUCGAUCCCCCCACUCUCUGCAGUCCGUCUAAGGCCCCGACCACGAUUUCAUGCCACAGUGAAGCGAAACUUUCAUCUCAUCCCAAUACCAAGCGACACCCUCUCCUGACUUCGAGCUAUCCUGCCAUACACGAUGAGCCAACAAACAGUCAACAACAGUCGGCUAUAGACACCUGA
Molecule: messenger RNA, 1065 nt
Organism: Filobasidium floriforme
Lineage: Eukaryota; Fungi; Basidiomycota; Tremellomycetes; Filobasidiales; Filobasidiaceae
Exons: 6
Coding region: 1-1065 (354 amino acids)
Source: RefSeq, a predicted model, not a curated record